AGAUUUAACUUCAGUUGAUUUUAAACACGCGCGAAGACAAGUUGGUGAAAGCUGUUCGCUUGAUUUUUAACAGCAAUUCGCUUAAUAUUUCUGAAAAAAAAAACAACUUGCACUAAUUUGCUGGCAACAAGAAAAAAAGUGCUGUGCUGAAAGAAACACGAUUUCAAAUUCCCCAAAGAAACUGUCGAAUCUACGAUUUUCUUAAGCCAAAAAUAAAAUAUUACUAGCGAAUCUAAAAGAAGACUUACCGAAAAUGAAAUUCUUAAACAAUUUCCGUUGAAUUCAAAGUUAUUUGUGCAACGAAAAUUUCAUAAUUUCCCAGUGGUAUCUAUGACGACUUGGAAUAAAUGCAAAUUCUAUAAACAAAUCAAACGGAAGUUGACUUAGUUUGCGCAAAUCGUAAUGUAAACACACACGAAAAGCCGCGUACAAAAACAACGGAAUAAAUGCUAUAUAUUUACGUACAUAUGUAAAACAACCAGAAAAUAAAACUAAACGUGAGAAAACAAACGUAAUCAUUUGAACGCAAUCGCCAAGCAGUUAAAGGUGGAAAAAUCGAAAACAAAACACAGUCAUAAAAAGCAACAACAAAAAAUAAUAACAAGAAAUUCCUACCUACAAAAGGUAAAUAGCGCCGUGAGUACCGGCAGAAACAACAACGCGUCAACUACUUACAAAUAAACAUACAUUUCUCCACCUAGCAGCAAUAGCAACAACAAUAACCAAACGAAUGUGCGGAGCAAUAACCGCUGCAAAGUAACAAAAAUCGUUAGGUGAAAAGGGACGGUGAAUUGAGUAAUAAACGUGAGAAUUGUCCGUCUGCAAAAGGAAUCAUUCCUUUUUUUUUUUGUAUGCAUCCCCCAUUUUGCCGAUGAAUAGAAAUCACUGCCAAAAAUAUUUUUUUUUCUUCAACUCGAAACAAGUGAAAAGGAGUAAAACAGAAAAAAACGGACAACAGACAACGACAAUUGGUACGUGGGUGUGGUAAUUGCAUUGCUGCAACUCGUCUUGGACUUUUACUGCUAACUGCCGACUGCUGACUGCUGCUAGCUGGCCAACAACGAAAAAGGACAACGAACUGCUAAGUGGAUAAACGAGCAUUCAUACAUACAUAAAAAAAAAACAUUGUCCAUUGAAAUUUGUUACCUUCUACUUACAUACAUAUAUUUUUGCUGUUCUUCCGAACGGAUUCCGUAUUAAGCUGUAAGGAUUACGGGAAGAUGGCGCUGAUAAGACUGGCUAGAUCCAUUUUCGUUUUUUUUGCUGGCUGGGCACCGCUUUUUUAGACCACGUUGCCAACUAAAUUAAUAGAUGGGUGGAAUUACCAAAAGCAAGAAAAGUGUUACCGAAAAUUACCCAGAACGCGCUAUCGAUGAAACGGUUUUGGACAUUUAUGCGGCUAGCGCGAAUCGGUUUAGGAUAUUUUUCUCUAUAGACUUGAAAAAAGCAACCCUGCCAGACAACUAGGUCUCCUCGAAACCAUAUACGUGGAAGGUGAAUCAGGCACUGACAAAAAUAAUUCUAGUUACUUAACAAAGCUGCGUAAACCACAGUUAUCGAUGCAGCCAUACAAAUAUUUGAUAUGCAUGGAUUUUGAAGCGACUUGCUGGGAGAAUCAGGCGCCACCUAAAUGGCGUGAAGCCGAAAUUAUCGAAUUUCCUGCGGUGAUGAUAAAUCUGCAGACAGGCAAAAUUGAAGCAGAAUUUCACAAAUACGUCAUGCCCAUCGAGUCACCCAAAUUAAGUGCUUUCUGUACCGAACUGACCGGCAUAAAGCAGCAAAGUGUCGACAAUGGCAUGCCGCUACAAACCGCCAUAAUGAUGUUCCAAGAGUGGUUACGCAAAGAGCUGCGUGCACGAAAUUUACAACUGCCGAAAAUGUCCAAAGAUAAGCUUAUUGGCAAUUGUGCUUUUGUCACCUGGACUGACUGGGAUUUCGGCAUUUGCCUGGCGAAGGAAUGCCAGCGGAAGCGACUGAAGAAGCCAACCUAUUUUAAUCAAUGGAUAGAUUUGCGAGCAAUCUUUCGUGAAUGGUAUAAGUACAAGCCCAUCAACUUCGCAGAUGCAUUGUCGCAUGUGGGGCUCGCAUUUGAGGGGCGUGAACAUUCAGGUAUCGAUGAUGCGCGCAAUUUGGCGGCUUUGGCUUAUAAGCUAACAUGCGAUGGCGCACCGCUGGCGAUAACGAAGGACCUCGCGCCAUUUCAACUCAACUCGAAUUGUAUACUUUAAGCAGCGAGGGGCAUCGAAACAAGUGACUGAGACAUACAUAGUAACAGAGGGGUUGAGGUUCAUAUUAUAUUUUGCUUUGGAAUUGACUACAAAAAAUACUAAAUAUUUGUAUGUAGGACUUGAAAGAUUACACUGUCCAACAAAAUUCGUAAAAUAUUGUAGACGAUUCUUAUAUCAUUUUUCGUAAAGCUAUUGGAUUGGCUCUAGUUUUCGAGCAACUUAGGUUUAAAGGGGCCGUUUAACCAUAUUUUUUUGAUUUUGAGUAUUAAAUUGCAUCACUUUAUUGUUUUACAGAGGCUCGAAAAUGUCCACAAAUGCGUUUUUCGCAACCUUUUAAUCUAAGUUGCUCGAAACUAGAGCCAAUCCUAUAUCUUUACGGUCCGAUUCAGAUUCUACGGGAAAAAUCCUAUAA
Molecule: messenger RNA, 2640 nt
Organism: Rhagoletis zephyria (snowberry fruit fly)
Lineage: Eukaryota; Metazoa; Arthropoda; Insecta; Diptera; Tephritidae
Gene: Snp
Product: Snipper
Molecular function (GO): 3'-5'-RNA exonuclease activity; nucleic acid binding
Source: RefSeq, a predicted model, not a curated record